Molecule: messenger RNA, 4170 nt
Organism: Cavenderia fasciculata
Lineage: Eukaryota; Evosea; Eumycetozoa; Acytosteliales; Cavenderiaceae
Exons: 4
Coding region: 1-4170 (1389 amino acids)
Molecular function (GO): protein binding
Source: RefSeq, a predicted model, not a curated record
AUGAUCAAAAUAAAGAAGGAACAGCAACUACAACAACAACAACCUCAAUCACCACAACAACCUCAACUAGACCUAAACAAUUGGGUGAGCAUUGAUACAAGUUCGACCGUAUUUGAUUUUUCAUCAGCGUCGUCUCAUCCAUACUCUUCUUCCUUUUCCUCGUUUAGCAACAACAACAACAACAACAACAACUUCUUAUCUUCAUCUUUUUCGUCAUCGUCAAAGAGAAGUUAUCUUACGACUAGUUCGCGCAACCUCUUGACCACGUCAGUGUCUGAUUUUCUCGUCAAAUCGCAAGACACCACAAGCACUACAAGUACCACGAGCACCGUAUCGACUGCUUCCAUCAUGAACGGCAACAACCAACACAACGGCUCGGGCAUUGGCGGCAGCAGCAGCCACAUCCCGCUCUCGUCGACCAUCAACUUUAACGAGUCGUUGCUCGGCGACUUUGGCCUCGGCGACUCUGUCAUCAAAGACAUGAAGAACCAGCAACAAGACACCUUUAAGCUGAUCGACUUUGCCCUCUCUGCAUCGACCGCUGCCAACAUCCCCUGGAACCAAGAAAACGAGACUGAGCUGCUCGGCAUUGACAGCAACUUUAACCUCAACACCAGUAUUGGUGGUUUGAUCAAUCAACAAAACAUCAACCAUCAUAUGCAACAACAACAACAACAAAACCAACAAAACCAAACUGUUGCCAACAACAACAACAACAACAAUGGUAACAACUAUGGCAAUGGUUUUACGGGCUUGGGCAUUUCACAGCAAUUGUUGACACUUCAACAACAACAACAACAACAAUUGCAACAAUUAAAUGCAUUGACAAACCAACAAAACUCGUUCCCAGGUGGUAACAACAACAACCAAGGCAAUCAAGGCAACUUCCUCCAAAAGUCAAAUAAUAUUCAAUUGUUUAACAAUUUCAAUGACUUUAACAAUCAUAGUAAUAAUACAAGUAAUAUGGCUCAAGUACCACAAUCUCCUCAAAUCAAUCAUCAAAAUCAAAAUAAUAAUAAUAUUAACCAAAACAAUAAUAUGAAUAAUGUAAAUAUAAACAACACUAAUAAUAAUAAUAACAAUGGUUUGGUUAAUAAUAAUAAUAAUACGGUAUAUACUUCACAAGUUCCACAUUCACCACAAUUACCAUUUGGAAAUCUUGAACCAUUCCCAACUCAACCUCAACAACAGCAACAACAACAAUCACCACAACAACAACCACAACAACAACAAGUUAAUGGAUCACCAUUUACAUUACCACCAAUGAAUACUGCAUCACCAUCUUCAUCUGAACCAUCUACACCACAAUAUGAGCCAACCAAUAUCCAAUCUCUUACCAGCGCCAUGGCACUUCGUAUAUCAUCUCAAGCCAUCCAACAACUUCAACUUCAACAACAACAAUUGCAACAACAACUUCAACAACAUCAAAUGCAACUCUUACAACAUCAUCAAUUGGGUAGCAGUCCAAUUCAACAACAACAACAACAACAAAUUCAACAACAACAACCAACAAUUAAUAAUAAUAAUAAUAUGAAUAAUAAUAUCAACAUAAACUCUAAUCAAAAUAAUAAUAAUACUGUAUCAUUAACACCACAUUUAGAGAUUGUUGAUAGUUACCAACAACCAUUCCCAAUCUAUACAGUAAAGACUCAUGUAUUGGUUCCAGCUCCAGUGAUCAAGGUUUCAAACUAUGCCGGUGACCCCAAUGAUCUGAUGAUUGUUGCCAACCCAGAGCCAGAUGACAGUAUCAUCAUUUCGCAACCAGCUGUUACUAGUGCCGACGGUACCUUUGAAUUCAAGUUUACCGAUAUGCACGUCGAUCGUAAAAAGCAUGACCCAUGUUCCAACUUCCGUCUCAAGUUCUCGUUGCUCAACCGUCGUUCCUUCCAAAAGUUUACCGAUAUCAUUUCGCCAUCGAUCAACCUCUUUUACCACACUGAUCUCUUGCCAGCCCCCGAUAUUGUUAGAUUAGUUCCAAAUCAAUGCUACUGUGGUCAAGAGCCAGAUAUCACUUGUUAUGGAUACUACUUUAAGAAGGGUAGAACCGAGAUCCUCUACGUUGACUUUGAACCCGAACAAGUUACCCUCGAUCAUCAACCACACACUGUCAAGCAAGAACAACUCAGAAUGCCAAAUCAAACUUCAUUCUCUUUUGUCUUUACUCCACCAAAUCGUUCAACCUCUGGUAGUUACAGUGUCUCUACUCGUUACACCAAGACAACAACCAAAAAGGAUAAAGAUAAAAAUAAGAAAUCAAAGGUUGGAAAACCUCAUAUUUUUAUUUAUAAUGAAUUACCUGAAUCAUCAGCAACCAAGAGAAUCAAAAGAGAGAUUGAUCCAAAUGGAGGUGGUAUGGGUCCAAGAGGAGAUCAUAAUGUUGAGGAGCAGAGUGAUGGCCUUAGUCCAAUGUUGGGUGUACCAAGCCCACAUACUCCACCACCAUCAUCUUCACCAUUCAAUAAUUACAAUUAUAUGAAGUGUGUAGUUCACGGUGAAGUCGAUGACUUGGAAUUGUUGCUCGAGUCUGGUCCAGAGAUCAACCUCAUUGUAGACAAUAUGGGUAAUACUUUGGUCAUGAUUGCCGCUCGUGAGGGUAGAGACGAUAUGUUUGACAUGUUAAUCUCUAGACCAAACAUUGACUUGUCCAUCAAGAACAAGACUGGUCACAAUGUUUUCCAUAUGGCUUGUUUCUCUGGUAAAGUUGAUUUAGUAGAAGCUCUUAUUGAAAAAGUUGACAUUCUUGAAAAAGAUAAUGUUGGAGCUACUGGAUUACAUAUUGCAACUGAAAGAGGACAUUAUAGAUUAGUUAAAUAUCUUUGUGAUAAUGUUGAAGUGUUGGUAGACCAAAAGGACAAUAGAGGUUUGAAUGCACUCCACUAUGCUACGAUGGACGGUAACCAACGUAUUGUCGCCGUGUUGAUUGACUAUUACUUGUUUGUUGCUGAACACGCCAUUGACACUCAAGACUUUUCAGGCAUGUCUGCUCUCCACUGGGCUGCUGCCUUGGGUCGUCACUCGAUUGCCCAAAUGUUGAUCGAUGCCGGUGCCAACCCCAACCUCUUGGACGGUGAUGGAGAGUCGCCAGUGUUCAAGUCGAUCAACACCCACAACAAGGAAGUCACCAAGUUGUUGUUGGAAUCCAACUGCGACACCUUUAUCCUCAACAAUCACAACAAGACUCCAGUCGAAUUGUUGGCCGAACAAAGUAUCAGCGAACAACAAGAGAUUGACCUUGAAGUCGAGGAGAUUGAAGAAGAAGAGAAAGAAAAUAUUCUUGCUGAAACCACCUGUGACUUGGCCGAAUCACUUUCGACCACCACCACCUCUACCACUUCGACCUCGACCACCUCUACAUUGUCACCACCACAACUACAACAACCAAAUCAACAAGCCAAGUUGUCACUCGGACAACAAACUAGAGCCGAAUUGGCUGAUCAACUCAUCCAACAAUUGGCCAAGUUGAAUUUACAACAAACCAAAAAUUCUAUCACUCCAGGUGAGCCAACUGCCUCCUCCUCAUCAUACACUAAACGUGAUGAGACUGUACUUGAAAACUUCAAACCAACUCCAGGAGGUGACUUGUUGAUGAACCCACUCAACUGGACAAGCCGUGAUAUUACCGUCAACCGAUUUGAAAUGGUGAUUUCAGAGAUUGAAAAGAAUCUUGUUGGCAACUCUACUGGUAGCACUGAAGACCAAGGCAAGAGCAAGAAGCUGACCCAUCUACUCCAACAAUCCUUCUCGGACAAGUUUGCUGACUGGAUGGCCUGCGAGGAAGAGUUACUCUCUACCAAGCGCGAGUUGAUGAACCUCGAAAACGAACUCAAUGUCAAGGCACACGAGAUCAUCAGAUUGACCGACUUUAUCGGAACAUGCCCUGUAUCGUUGGCCGACCUGCCCACUGGCACCAAGACCCUCGGUCUCUUUGUCCUACGUAGAGAGAGAUACUAUGGAUUCCACCUCAACGAGACCCUGGUCAUUGCCAGCAACGAUUCAAUGUCUGCCCUCCAAAAGAUCUAUGGCAAUGGUAACCUCCCAGAAUGUAUCCUUGCCAACGUUGUAUAUUCAGUCAAAACCAAGUCAACCAAACCUUCACCACUUAUGCCAACUCCCACAGAAUUUUUCAUUGUAGAUAUUGAGGUACAUAAACAAGCAACUGCAUCAGAGUAA